Dimorphilus gyrociliatus is the source of this 1850-nucleotide messenger RNA. The record is from the annotation of a GenBank genome assembly. Lineage: Eukaryota; Metazoa; Annelida; Polychaeta; Dinophilidae.
AGUUUUCAUUUCAGAUUAUAAGCAUUUCGUCAUUCUUGAGAGAAACAAUACUGCGUUUUUAACUUUUUACUUACCAUUUAUAAUCUUAAGGCAAGAAUUAUGAAAUAUCUAGAAACAUCACUGAAUUCAAGACAGACACUAAUAUUUUUCAUUGCAUGUAUUGUAACUAUUUUAAACUUAUGGACAGAAAAGCAAACCAAACAGGUGGAAGACAUAAACAAAAAUCAGUUUACUUAUUUGACAUCUCGCUGUCUUUCAGAUUACAGAUAGCCAAAAGCACUUGAUAAAUUUUCGACAUGUUUCUGCAGAUAUUAAUGAUGUACUUUCUUUUGAACCAUACGCAUUCGCACAGGUGAUAUAUAUUUAUAUAUAUAUAUAUUAUUCAUUCGUUAAUUUAAGAUGGCAGCUUUUUAUAAAUAUUGAUUUAAUAGAUAUUUCUGUCAUCUAUUGGAGAUGUUUACAGUGCACGAAAAGCAUUAUCGUUAAUGCUUUUAGUCUCAGCCACCUCAAUGGUUUGUAUUCAUGCGAUGUUACUAUUUUAUUAAGCUGUCAUAAAUGCAUUCUCUCUUACUAUCUUGCUACAGAUCGUUUUCCAACUUUGUAUUGUACAUUCCAUAACAGGAAUUGGUUUCCUUAUCUUUUUGGCUCGAUUUGCUCAAGUAAUUGAGAAAAAGAUAUAUUACUCUAAUUAAAUUGUAAUUUUUCACCUUGAAGGCACUUUCUUGGCCAAAUUGCGCGAAAAUUCUUUCAUCUUGGCUUCCAGAUAGAAGCAGAAAUCUUAUCUUUGGAAUAUUUGGUAGUUUUAUAAUCUUUGGUAGCAAUAUGGAAAUCAUCCUCCCACGCUCUGUAUUCAUUUCCAGACAAUUAAUUUUUAUUAUAUCUCCUACUAUUAUGCUCCUUAGUAUAAUUGUAUUCCUUUUCUUCGAGGAAAGAAAUAAAAUAUCAAUAGAUAUUCCAAAAAAAGGUUUAAUUGUUAUUUUAUUGAAUGGUCUCUCUUAGUAUAAACUUUCAUUCCAAGUAGCUUUACAACAUAAUACAGAAGGUACGGAUAAGAUAAUCCGUCAGAUUAAUCCUAUUUCUAUUAUUAAUUUAAAGCUUGUGAAAGAAAUAUCUUUUGGAAUGUUUUGCUUGAAAUUUUUUCAGGGUAUGAUCUUAGGAUUAAUUUCCAAAGGGUUCUAUUCCAGUCUACCGUUAGUAGUGGGCAGUGCUAUUUACUCUGGACUCCUAGGUUUUAUUACAGACAGAAAGCUCAAGGGGACAGCUCUAAAUGUCGUAUCCGCCUCCAUGCUUAUCAGUUCAUUUUUUCUUGCUAGUUUCUUUUGCACAAGAUGUUUUAUUCCUUCAUCUUCCGUUAUAUGGUUAUCAUUAGCAGGUACUACUAGCUUUGGCUGUGAUUAUUUUCUAGGUGGAUCAAUAGCAGCAGAAUUUGGUGAAAAACAUAAUGCUAUAUCCGGGAUUACAGGUAUUGUUAAUGGCUUCGGCUUUAUUGCAACAUUCCUUUGGAAAGCACUAAAUAGAAGUGUUAAAACUGAAUUGUCCUACUUAGUAUCUUUAGCAAUGAUAUUUAAUUUACUUGGUAGUGUUAUCGUUUUUAAAGCUGAUCGUAUAUUCAACAAGGAUAAAUCUGAACGGGCUAAAGGCACCCGCAUUGAAGAUUUACCUAUCGUCUGAUCACGACUGCGAUCUUAUCAUCUCGUGCUAUUCGCUCUUUUUUUUAUUGUGCUUAUAUUAUUAUUUUUUUUAUUGUUAUUGGACAGGACCGUGGGAAAGGGAAAAAAUUGACACUUGAUUCUUAUAAAUGACUUAUAAAUACUAAUAAACAUUCAUAGCUCUGUUGGUUUUGAUAUUUA